Lampris incognitus (smalleye Pacific opah) is the source of this 486-nucleotide messenger RNA. RefSeq names its product transmembrane protein 258 (gene tmem258). Gene Ontology annotation, biological process: protein N-linked glycosylation. The coding region runs from base 85 to 324 and encodes 79 amino acids. The transcript has 4 exons. The record is from RefSeq and is a predicted model, not a curated record. NCBI's taxonomy places the organism in Eukaryota, Metazoa, Chordata, Actinopteri, Lampriformes, Lampridae. Gene Ontology annotation, cellular component: membrane-bounded organelle.
UCAUGACGCAACCAGGAAAUAGCCAACAGUACGUGGCCUUUUCCUCUUGGACCCGCACAGCGAGAAGCUUCCCUACGUUGCAAAAUGGAGCUGGAGGCCAUGACCAGAUAUACCAGCCCGGUUAACCCGGCGGUGUUUCCUCACCUCACGGUGGUACUGCUGGCGAUUGGGAUGUUCUUCACGGCGUGGUUUUUUGUCUAUGAGGUGACGUCAACAAAAUACACAAGGGAUGUGUACAAAGAGCUGCUGAUAUCUCUCGUGGCUUCACUCUUCAUGGGAUUUGGUGUUCUAUUCUUGCUGCUUUGGGUUGGCAUCUACGUAUGAGGUUUAAGGUGACUGAACAAGAGACAUUCCCGUGGAACAGAGGACAUCAUACGUAAAAGGAAAUGAAUUGGUUAGGACUGCACUGACAAUUGUGGGGAUCGUGUAAACUUUUUUUUUUGUUUUCACCAGUAAAGAGGAAUUUGUAGAAAUUUUCUGUGUUGU